AUGCCCUCUUCACUUCUCUUCGGCCUGGCGGCGUCCCUCUCGCUGGCGGUGCCGGCCUACGCCGGCUUCCAGGUCCAGUGCUUCAGCCGGCUUUUCGACGAGCGGCUCGACCCCAUCGUCAACCCCGGCAAGCUCUCUGGCCACGUCCACGUCAUCUCGGGCGGCAAUGGCUUCGCCGCUGCCAUGGACUUUGACCGGGCGCGGGCGUCAUCGUGCACGACGUGCAACGUGCGCGACGACCUAUCCAACUAUUGGACGCCCAAGAUGUACUUCCACGCCCAGAACGGCAGCUUCCUCCCGGUCCCCGUUGUCGGAGACAACCAGUACGGCAACAUGGGCGGCAUGGUCAUCUAUUACAACGACAACCGAGGCGACGUGCCCACCGACACCAUCCACCCGUUCCCGCCCAACUUCCGCAUGCUGGCCGGCAACCCGUUCAAGCGGAGCGCCACGGCGGACGAAGCAGGGCAGGCGGUGCACAUGAAGUGCCUCGGCGACGGCGGCAACGUCAACUACCCGGGGUUCCCGCCGCGCAAGUGCUCGGGCGGCAUCCGCGCCGAGGUGGUCAUGCCGUCGUGCUGGGACGGCGUCAACGUCGACUCGCCCGACCACAAGUCCCACGUGGCGUACCCCGUCGGUGCCGUCGAGGGCGGCCGCUGCCCGCCCACGCACCCCAAGCGCCUCUUCUCCAUGUUCUACGAGGUCACAUACUCGACCGAGGUGUUCCAGGACAUGUGGCCCGACGGCGGCAGCGGCCAGCCGUUCGUGCUCUCCAGCGGCGACCCCGUCGGCACGGGCUUCCACGCCGAUUUCCUGAACGGCUGGGACGUCGCCGUGCUGGCCAACGCGGCGGCCAGCUGCCAGAACACGCUGACGCCCAACGGCAACCGCUGCCAGCCCGACUACGCGGGCGCCGACAAGGUCCUACGCCACAUGACGGACCAGGGCGAGGCGUUCGCCUGCAAGCUGCCGUCCGUGUCGGGCGAGAGGCCAAACGAUGUGCUCGGCGCCCUCCUCGGCUGCAACCCCCUCACCGACACCGAGGCGGCUGCCCGCGCAGUCAGCUGCGGCGGCGCACAGAAGCCGGGCGGCACGGCUUCUACCACCCUCGCCAACGUCCCCCUCCCAGGCGGCGGCUCCUUCACCGAUACGACGCCCCUCAACUUCUCAUACAUCGGCUGCGCGGCCGACGACCCGGCGGCGCGCACUUUUGCCGGCAGCAAGUGGGUCGCGCUGGCGGACAUGACAGUCCCGAAAUGCCUCGCGUUCUGCAGAAGCAACAGCUACGCGUUCGCCGGCGUCGAGUGGGGGUCUGAGUGCUUCUGCGGGAAUGCGUUGCCGGCGGGCCGUGCCCCGGUGCCUGGGGCGGUGAACAAGUGUGUCAAGCCGUGUAAUGGCGAUAGCAAGCAGACGUGCGGUGGCGGCGGGGCCAUGUCGUUGUACAAGGCUUGUGGGGCGGCGCAGGAGUGUGUCAAUCAGCCGGUGCUGAGGCGGCGUCGGGGGUUCUUGUUUGCUUGA
Molecule: messenger RNA, 1518 nt
Organism: Lasiosphaeria miniovina
Lineage: Eukaryota; Fungi; Ascomycota; Sordariomycetes; Sordariales; Lasiosphaeriaceae
Exons: 3
Coding region: 1-1518 (505 amino acids)
Source: RefSeq, a predicted model, not a curated record